AUGGCCGAAAUCCAAACCCGGACCUACACCAUCCGCUACGCUCGGCAAUCCGACGUCCCUGUGAUCCUGCAACUCAUCCAGGAACUAGCGGAGUACGAGAAGUCACUGCACGAGGUCGGGGCGACCGAGGAGUCUCUGCGCGCGACUCUGUCCUUUCCAGAACCGUCACGCCCCAGCGGGUUCACCGAGGGCUUUGCGAAGACGUUGCUUAUCUCGCCUCGAAGCAGCGCCAGCGCCGGCGGCAGUGAUGGCGACAGUGCCGAGCAACAACCAGAAGUGGCCGGCAUGGCGCUCUUCUUCCACAACUACAGCACCUGGACAGCCGCGCCGGGGAUCUACCUCGAGGAUCUGUUCGUCCGGCCGCAAUACCGUGGCACGGGGUUCGGCACGGCGCUCAUCCAGGCCCUGGCGCGCGAGUGUCUGAGACUGGGCUGCAAACGGCUAGACUGGAGUGUGUUGAAGUGGAACACGCCUAGCAUUGAGUUUUAUACGGGCGAGAGUAUCGGCGCCACCAGGAUGGAGGAGUGGGUGGGCAUGAGGGUCGAUACCGAAAACUUGCCCAGGUUGGCCGCCAAAGGGGAAAGGGCGAAAUAA
Capronia epimyces CBS 606.96 is the source of this 594-nucleotide messenger RNA. RefSeq names its product acetyltransferase. NCBI's taxonomy places the organism in Eukaryota, Fungi, Ascomycota, Eurotiomycetes, Chaetothyriales, Herpotrichiellaceae. The record is from RefSeq and is a predicted model, not a curated record. The transcript has a single exon. Gene Ontology annotation, biological process: protein acetylation. Bases 1 to 594 code for a protein of 197 amino acids. Gene Ontology annotation, molecular function: N-acetyltransferase activity.